Candoia aspera is the source of this 2622-nucleotide messenger RNA. RefSeq names its product E2F transcription factor 8 (gene E2F8). The record is from RefSeq and is a predicted model, not a curated record. The coding region runs from base 1 to 2622 and encodes 873 amino acids. Gene Ontology annotation, molecular function: RNA polymerase II cis-regulatory region sequence-specific DNA binding; DNA-binding transcription factor activity, RNA polymerase II-specific. Gene Ontology annotation, biological process: regulation of transcription by RNA polymerase II. NCBI's taxonomy places the organism in Eukaryota, Metazoa, Chordata, Lepidosauria, Squamata, Candoiidae. The transcript is spliced from 13 exons. Gene Ontology annotation, cellular component: RNA polymerase II transcription regulator complex.
AUGGAUAAAGAAAACAAGGAAAAUCAAUGUUUUGGAGCACCUGAAAGCCCAGUGAAAACACCUCUGAAACAAACGGCAACCCCCAACUGGCUUUUGGCAGAGGUCCAGCCUACUGCUCCUGACCAUCUGACCACACCACCAAAGCCCGAUGAAAGUUCUUCUGGUGAUCCAUGGACCCCGACCUCUAACCUUAAAAUGCUGAUUAGUGCAGCUAGUCCUGAGAUUAGAAAUCGAGAACAGGAAAAAAAAAAGUCAGAUGGUAAAAGUGAAAGCCUUGAGGAUCAUUUGUCAGGAGAUGAGUAUGAAAAGUCUCAACCAAGCCGUAAAGAGAAGAGCCUUGGAUUGCUAUGUCAUAAAUUCUUAGCCCGCUAUCCCAGUUAUCCUAACUUUUCUAAAAAUAAUGAAAUAUGCCUUGAUGAGGUAGCGGAAGAUCUAAAUAUUGAGCGCAGGCGCAUCUAUGACAUAAUGAAUGUAUUAGAAAGUCUUCACAUGGUGAGCCGACUUGCCAAAAACAGGUAUUCCUGGCAUGGGCGUCAUAAUCUUAAAAAAACACUGCAGGUUUUGAAAAAAGUAGCUGAGAAAAACAAGUACUUGCAACAAAUUGAACUGAUUAAAAAAGGAAAAAUUGGGCAAGAGACUGGAAAUAUUGGCCAGAACAUUGAAUCGAUGCCAAAGCAUGCUAGGCCAAAUUAUCAUACAGACUUUGUGGAACUUCCUGGAAUGGAGCUUCAAGCAGCUUCAGUAAAUAGUCGUAAAGACAAGUCUUUAAGAGUGAUGAGUCAGAAAUUUGUAAUGUUGUUUCUUAUGUCAACUCCCCAAGUUGUGAGCCUUGAAGUUGCUGCUAAAAGUUUGAUUGGCGAAGACCAUUUUGAAUCAUUGGAUAAAAGCAAGUUUAAAACUAAAAUCCGAAGACUCUAUGAUAUUGCUAAUGUUCUCAGUAGCCUUGAGCUCAUCAAGAAGGUUCACAUUAUGGAAGAGAAGGGCCGCAAGCCAGCAUUUAAAUGGAUAGGGCCAGAUGUUUUUUCUGAUACUAAAGAUACUGAGCCAAAACUGGAUGCAGCCUCACCUCCUUUGGAAGGUAAAUCUUGUAAAGAGCAUUGUUCCAAGAAUCUCUUCCCUACUAGUAACAAACAAAAUUUCACACGGCAUCCAUCUUUGAUAAGACUGGCAAGGAGUGAACAAAAUGAUCAGAGAAAGAGCCGUUCUGCUCCAAGCAGCCCUGUCAAAAAUCAUUCAGGUCCAGAUCCUUCACCUUUUCCAAGCAAGAUGGCUCAACUUGCAGCAAUAUGCAAGCAACAAUUAGAUGAACAAUCAAGAUAUAUUUCUAUGGAAUUGGAAAAGGUAAAAAAGAAAUUGGAACACACUUCACCUUCUGAAUUUUGUUUGAAGUCCAAAGCAGGCUUGUUGCCUUCUCAAGCUGCAAUCUUAUCCCUGACCUCCAACUCAGAGUUACCAGCCACGCUUCCCCCUGUCCUUUCUAGUGUACCAUGUGCAGUAUAUCUGAAUCCAUCCCACGUACAGGUAGUGACAACAUACAGUCCAAAUUACAUGCCACACCCUGUUUCUGCUACUAAUGUGGUUGAAAGUAAGUCUCCUGUGGAAGCUAAUUCACAGGUAGCUCCUGCUGGAACAUUUACUAAAGACAGUUCUAAUACUUGGGAAAAGGCUGAAGAUCUGCAACUCAGGCUAACUAAGGAACCAGAUGGAACAACAGAUGACUUGAUGCCUGGGAAAUGUUUUAAAAGAUCUAACCUGUUACUAGAGGACACUCCAAUUAAAAAAUGUAAGAGUGAAGAGGUGGAGCUUCACGAUUCACUGUUGGGUGAGUCUGUUAAGAAUAAAAACCACCAGACUUCUGUAGCUUUGCAUCUAAAUCAGGAAGUCUUAAUUUCACCAGUAACAAAGCAAAAUAAACAUGUACCCACAGAAGUGGAAUUCAGGUGUGAACAGAAGAAGCAGGGAGAUGUUUUUAAGUAUGAUAAAGUUGGCAUAGCACAGGAAAUGCCUCCAGGAUUUGCAGCUUCUAUACCCAAGGACAUCAAGGUCACCAGUGAAGUAGCUGUGUCCGGUAAGGAGAAAACUGAGUUGUAUGCAGUGGAAAAGAAAUCCCAUGAUUCUUCUAUUCUAGGUAAUGUGUUCUCUUGUAAUAGCGUGUUAUCUUUCUUUUUUGCCAUAGGUCGAAUUCCAGUGACAUCUAGUUUCCCUACUUUUCAUAUAACACCUCUUAACCUAAUGCUACCACCACCUUCUGUAGCAACCACAUCCUCAGGGAAUGGUAGUGCUGUUUCUUCAGUCCAUGUUAAUCCUACUCAGUCUCAGAGCACCUUAGUUCUGAAUAUUAUGCUACAACAGUUGCCAGCCAAUGUACAGAUGUCUGCAGAUCAUGUACAUCAAUCUGCUUUCAUUUGUCAGGGAGCAGAACAUGUUAGUCCUGUCCCAGUAAGUGUAAGAUUGCAGCAAGCGACUGUAUUGCAGAAUGUCUUACUAAGGGAUAACCAUGACUUACAUGGAGAAUUGGUUCCAACUACUACUCAGGAGACCACUGUUCCUGUAACAUUCAAAGAUUCUAAGAAAGGCCAUGAAACACCAAGUGAGCCAGGCCUAGAUCCUGGCUUUCAUUAA